GAAUGGGCCUGCCCGGCUCCCCACGGCAGUGGGUCCUGCUGCUGCUGGGGCUGCUGCUCCCCCCUGCCGCCCCCUUCUGGCUCCUCAAUGUGCUCUUCCCCCCGCACACCACGCCCAAGGCUGAGCUCAGUAACCACACACGGCCCGUCAUCCUCGUACCUGGCUGCCUGGGGAAUCAGCUGGAAGCCAAGCUGGAUAAACCAGAUGUGGUGAACUGGAUGUGCUACCGCAAGACAGAGGACUUUUUCACCAUUUGGCUGGAUCUCAAUAUGUUCCUACCCCUUGGGGUAGACUGCUGGAUUGAUAAUACCAGGGUUGUCUACAACCGCACCUCUGGGCGCGUGUCCAACGCACCCGGUGUAGAGAUCCGUGUCCCCGGCUUUGGCAAGACCUACUCUGUCGAGUACCUGGACAACAGCAAGUUGGCAGGUUAUAUGCACACACUGGUACAAAACCUGGUCAAUAAUGGGUAUGUGCGGGAUGAGACCGUGCGGGCUGCCCCCUACGACUGGCGGCUGGAGCCCAGUGAUACUCUGUAUGGGGGGCUUGGGGCAGGGGAGGUGGCCCCUAACCCAGCUGCUGACCUGUCCACCCUGCUGCGCCAGCAGGAAGAGUACUACCUGAAGCUUGCUGGGCUGGUGGAAGAAAUGCAUGCUACUUAUGGAAAGCCGGUCUUCCUCAUUGGGCACAGCCUUGGCUGCCUACACUUGCUCUAUUUCUUACUACGCCAACCCCAGGCCUGGAAGGACCGCUUCAUUGAUGGUUUCAUCUCUCUUGGAGCUCCCUGGGGUGGCUCCAUCAAGCCCAUGCUAGUCUUGGCCUCAGGUGACAACCAGGGCAUCCCGAUCAUGUCCAGCAUCAAACUGAAAGAGGAGCAGCGCAUGACAACAACCUCCCCCUGGAUGUUUCCCUCCAGCCACGUGUGGCCCGAGGACCAUGUGUUCAUUUCCACCCCCAGCUUCAACUACACAAGCCAUGACUUCCAGCGCUUCUUUGCAGACCUGCACUUUGAGGAAGGCUGGUACAUGUGGCUACAGUCACGUGACCUGCUGGCAGGCCUCCCAGCGCCUGGUGUGGAAGUAUACUGUCUGUAUGGUGUGGGCCUGCCCACACCCCGCACCUACAUCUUUGACCACGGCUUCCCCUACACGGACCCUGUGGAUGUGCUCUAUGAGGAUGGUGAUGACACUGUGGCUACGCGCAGCACCGAACUCUGUGCCCGCUGGCAGGGCCGCCAACAGCAGCCUGUGCACCUGCUGCCUCUGCCUGGGACACAGCACCUCAAUAUGGUUUUCAGUAACCAGACACUGGAGCACAUCAAUGCCAUCCUGCUGGGCACCUACAGAAAUAGCACCCCAGUAUCCCCAAGCACCAGCACAGGGACCCUUCCCCCUGAAUAAAGACUUCUUUGCU
Messenger RNA from Sus scrofa (pig), 1413 nucleotides. The record is from RefSeq. Lineage: Eukaryota; Metazoa; Chordata; Mammalia; Artiodactyla; Suidae.